Mucor velutinosus is the source of this 1953-nucleotide messenger RNA. It is a transcript of the gene GOT1, whose product is annotated as Golgi Transport. Gene Ontology annotation, cellular component: cytosol; plasma membrane; cytoplasm. Lineage: Eukaryota; Fungi; Mucoromycota; Mucoromycetes; Mucorales; Mucoraceae. The record is from RefSeq and is a predicted model, not a curated record. Bases 1 to 1953 code for a protein of 650 amino acids. The transcript is spliced from 4 exons. Gene Ontology annotation, molecular function: ATP-dependent protein folding chaperone; ATP binding.
AUGUCUGAAGGAAAGUCUGUUGGUAUUGAUUUGGGUACUACCUAUUCUUGUGUCGGUGUCUGGCAAAACGAUCGUGUCGAGAUCAUUGCUAACGAUCAAGGUAACCGUACCACCCCCUCUUAUGUUGGUUUCACCGACUCUGAGCGUCUCAUUGGUGAUGCCGCCAAGAACCAAGUUGCCAUGAACCCCUACAACACUGUCUUUGAUGCCAAGCGUUUGAUCGGUCGUCGUUUCGCUGAUGCUGAAGUCCAAGCUGAUAUGAAGCACUGGCCUUUCAAGGUCAUUGACAAGGAGCAAAAGCCCAUCAUUCAAGUUGAAUACAAGGGUGAGACCAAGACUUUCACUCCCGAAGAAAUCUCUGCCAUGAUCCUCGUCAAGAUGAAGGAAACCGCUGAGGCCUAUUUGGGUGGCACCGUCAAGAACGCUGUCAUCACUGUCCCUGCCUACUUCAACGAUAGUCAACGUCAAGCUACCAAGGAUGCUGGUUUGAUUUCCGGUAUGAACGUUCAACGUAUCAUCAACGAGCCUACUGCCGCUGCCAUUGCCUAUGGUUUGGACAAGAAGGUCGAAGGUGAGCGCAACGUCUUGAUUUUCGAUUUGGGUGGAGGUACCUUUGAUGUCUCUCUCUUGACCAUUGAAGAUGGUAUCUUUGAAGUCAAGGCUACUGCUGGUGAUACUCACUUGGGUGGUGAAGAUUUCGAUAACCGUCUCGUUUCUCAUUUCAUGCAAGAAUUCAAGCGUAAGUUCAAGAAGGAUAUCACUGGUAACGCCCGUGCUGUUCGUCGUCUCCGUACUGCUUGUGAGCGUGCUAAGCGUACCUUGUCUUCUGCUGCUCAAACCACCAUCGAAAUUGAUUCUCUCUUCGAGGGUGUUGAUUUCUACACUUCUUUGACCCGUGCUCGUUUCGAGGAAUUGAAUCAAGAUCUCUUCCGUAACACCAUGGAUCCCGUUGAGAAGGUCCUCCGUGAUUCCAAGAUCGAUAAGGGUUCCGUCCACGAUAUCGUUCUCGUUGGUGGUUCCACUCGUAUUCCCAAGGUCCAAAAGAUGGUUUCUGACUUCUUCAACGGUAAGGAACCCAACAAGUCCAUCAACCCUGAUGAGGCUGUUGCCUAUGGUGCUGCUGUCCAAGCUGCCAUUCUCUCUGGUGAUACCUCUGAGAAGACUCAAGAUCUCCUUCUCUUGGAUGUUGCUCCUCUUUCUCUCGGUAUUGAGACCGCUGGUGGUGUCAUGACCGCUUUGAUCAAGCGUAACACUACUGUCCCAACCAAGAAGUCUGAAAUCUUCUCUACUUAUGCUGAUAACCAACCCGGUGUCCUUAUUCAAGUCUUUGAAGGUGAGCGUGCCCGUACCAAGGAUAACAACAUUCUCGGUAAGUUUGAGCUCUCCGGUAUUCCUCCUGCUCCUCGUGGUGUUCCUCAAAUCGAAGUUACUUUUGAUGUUGAUGCCAACGGUAUCUUGAACGUCUCUGCUCUCGAUAAGACCACUGGUAAGUCCAACAAGAUUACCAUUACCAACGACAAGGGUCGUCUCUCCAAGGAAGAUAUUGAGCGUAUGGUCAACGAUGCUGAAAAGUACAAGGCUGAAGAUGAGGAGGCUGCUGCCCGUAUCCAAGCCAAGAACGGUCUUGAGUCUUAUGCUUACAACCUUCGUAACACCCUUCAAGAGGAGAAGGUUGCCUCUGCUCUUGCUGAGGAUGAUAAGACCACUCUCAAGAACGCCGUUGAUGAGGCCAUCAAGUGGUUGGAUGAAUCCCACGAAGCCUCCAAGGAGGAAUACGAGUCCAAGCAAAAGGAACUUGAGGAGGUUGCUAACCCCAUCAUGAUGAAGUUCUACCAAGCCAACGGUGGUGCUGAAGGUGCUGCUCCCGGUGGUAUGCCUGGCGCUGCUCCCGGUGGUUUCCCUGCUGGUUCCACUGCUGAGACUGAUGGUCCUAGCAUCGAGGAAGUCGAUUAA